Cutaneotrichosporon oleaginosum is the source of this 484-nucleotide messenger RNA. RefSeq names its product mitochondrial 54S ribosomal protein uL13m. Gene Ontology annotation, molecular function: mRNA binding; structural constituent of ribosome. Lineage: Eukaryota; Fungi; Basidiomycota; Tremellomycetes; Trichosporonales; Trichosporonaceae. Gene Ontology annotation, biological process: negative regulation of translation; translation. Gene Ontology annotation, cellular component: ribosome; mitochondrial large ribosomal subunit. The record is from RefSeq and is a predicted model, not a curated record.
AUGUCCGCAACAAGGGGAAAGACCGCGCUGGCGCUCUCGCGCGUGUGGCACCACACGAACGCGCAAGACCGCGUGCUGGGCAACCUCGCGAGCCGCAUCGCCUGGGUCCUGAUGGGCAAGCACAAGCCGACCUACGAUCCUGCGGUCGACGCGGGAGACUACGUCGUCGUCUCCAACGCCUUGGGCGUGCGCCUGACGGGCAGCAAAGCCACGGAGAAGAUGUACUUCCAGCACUCGGGGUUUAUGGGCGGCGAGAAGUUCGUGCCGAUCACGCGGAUGCGUGACAGGCGGCCUGAGGAGAUCAUCCGCAAAGCCGUCUCGGGAAUGCUGCCCAAGAACACGUUCCGCGACCGCCGGCUGGAGCGGCUCAAGAUCUACGCGGAGGAGGCACCCGAGAACGUCAUGAGCAAUGUGCUCACGACGUGGCGCGACGCAGCGCCCAAGCAGUAGGACGACACAUAGCAUGCAUACCCAUUGACCAGAG